AUAGGUAUGACCGAAGGUCACUUACUUCAUGCACCUAUCAGCUUUCCAGAACAGAUUUCUCCCUUCCUGUUGAUGGUGCCUCUGGAGGAGUUGAUAUGGAUGCACAAGGUCUUCCUGCCAUGAAGGAAGCACUGAAGGGAGCUCAGGAGAAGCAUGUCUUUCUGGAAAGUGAAAUCAAGUCAACCAGAGAUGUGCCUGGACAAAGAAGGUGGGAGAACAUGAUGUCCUCCUGGUGGUCUCAGCUAUCGGUUGCAGGCUCCUUCGCUCCAAGCUCCACACUAGACGGGUCACAGAAUUCUUCAGUCAUGACCUUGGUGGGUUUACCUAUUCCUCCCUCUGACAGAAGGACCACAGACAUACCCAGUCUGGCACAAUCUUCUGGCCUAACUCAGGCUUUGCAAAGGAGAUCCACAGCUCAGCCCGAACAUGGUACUGAAAUGCCGAGCUGGAACUCUGCUUCCUCAAGAAACCUUAGCCUUUUCAUGACAGUGCCAGGACGGAGGAGCUUCAGCCCUUUGUUUACUGACUCAAGGAAGAUUGCCCAGAGCCUUAGAUGCAUGCAGAAUCCUAGGAGACGUUCUGCUUAUGAGGAGUACCAAGAGUUUGCAUCCAGUGCUAUUGGAAACUUGAAAAUUGCUGAAGUUGAUCAAGGUGGAUGCUUUGUAAAGAUCCGGAACCAUGCCACUGAGGAAGAUGAGAACAUUGGGGGUUAUCUCUUGAAGCAAGACAUCAAAGGUCAACCAGUAGCUGUAUUUAGGUUUCCCUCUGAGAUCAGGAUGGAGCCCAACUCCACCGUGACAGUGUGGGCAGCAGACGCUAUGGUGAUUCACAGAUUUCCCUCGGAUCUUCUUUGGAAGGACCUGGAGAGAUUUAGGACAAGCCUUGACUGUACUACCAUUCUCUGUGAGCCUAGUGGCCAAGCUGUUGCUUGGUACACUCCUCUCUACUGGACCACCAGGCAAGAACUGAUGGCUACAGGGGAAAGUGAAGAACCUGAGAACAUUGUUAUACCAACUUUCUCUACGACAAGAGAGCAAUAUGAAAAGGAACAGGAAUCUACAAGAACUGAUACAGGGUGGAACAUGGCUGACCCAUGGCAAACAAGUAAAAAAAGACCAAACUUCAUCAAAAGGGAUAAAAAGACCUUUGCAUCCCUUUUCCCUAAUCAGAGUGCCUGGUGCCAAAGCCCAAACACUCCUGCACACCCUCACUUUUCCCUGGGUAGACCAUUAACCAUGGGGAAUGAUGGCAGCAGCUUGUGCAGGCAGUCCCGAUGUCAGCCAUCAAGGCCUGACCCCGUGCCAGGCACUCUGUAUGCAGGAACUAGGAGGAAGAAGAAUCCUUCAGUCCCCAGCUGUGUGAGUGAGAAAGGCAAAAGUCAGCCUCCUCAGUUAGCAGUGGAGGAGGAGGAGUCACAAAUAUCUGGUGAACAGUAGGAUUUCCCAGGAUGUGGUAUCCAAUCACCAACUAUUAGGAGGAAGGAGAGACAGCAAAUUUAAAGCUUGGUUGGUUUAAACAGGAAUAACUUGUUGGACGUCAGUCUUUCAGCUUCUCAAGACAGGUUAAGAGGAAUCAAUCUGGUUCAGGUGUUUCCUAAGAAGAAAAAAUCCCAAAAUAAACCAUACCAAGAUAAAACAG
Pezoporus flaviventris is the source of this 1638-nucleotide messenger RNA. RefSeq names its product lamin tail domain containing 1 (gene LMNTD1). The record is from RefSeq and is a predicted model, not a curated record. The coding region runs from base 96 to 1436 and encodes 446 amino acids. NCBI's taxonomy places the organism in Eukaryota, Metazoa, Chordata, Aves, Psittaciformes, Psittacidae. The transcript has 10 exons. Gene Ontology annotation, cellular component: cytoplasm; nuclear envelope.